UCUGAUUAAGUUUAAGGCUGAUUUAGUUUUUGUGUAAAAAAUAUAAAAAUGCAUUACAUUUUUAAUUACCAUUAACAAUAAACAAUAUGUACAGGUUAUAGAAAAGCAAGGCUGAGAAAUUUAGCACUCUAGAAUUUGUUUAUAUUUGUCAGUGCAAUGUCCCUUUUAUCAAUUUUACGAUUACCUAGAUUUGCAGAAAAUAUUAUUGCAGUACAAUAUACGCUGCAAGUAAAAAACUAUGCAGUUGAGAAAAAAAAGGUAAUAAAAGCUCAAGAAAGAAUAAUACUACCAGUUGAAGAAGACGUCAAUAAAUUAUUGAAUUAUGUAUGUGGAUCAAACAUUUAUAAAGAAGGAGAAGAUGUAAAGUUAAAGCCAGACUCUGAAUAUCCUGAAUGGCUAUGGAACAUCAGAACUGAGCCAUUGAAAUUAGAAGAUUUAGAUCCAAAUACAAAACAAUAUUGGAGAUACAUUCGCAAACAAGCACUGAUUAAAAAUAAUAAAUUCAGGAAAACUCAACGAUUCUAAAAAAUUAAUUUAGUAGCAGAUAAUUAAUUUUAUUAA
Messenger RNA from Frieseomelitta varia, 561 nucleotides. It is a transcript of the gene mRpL54, whose product is annotated as 39S ribosomal protein L54, mitochondrial. Gene Ontology annotation, molecular function: structural constituent of ribosome. Gene Ontology annotation, cellular component: mitochondrial large ribosomal subunit. The coding region runs from base 157 to 525 and encodes 122 amino acids. The record is from RefSeq and is a predicted model, not a curated record. Lineage: Eukaryota; Metazoa; Arthropoda; Insecta; Hymenoptera; Apidae. The transcript is spliced from 2 exons.